Molecule: messenger RNA, 516 nt
Organism: Peronospora matthiolae
Lineage: Eukaryota; Oomycota; Peronosporomycetes; Peronosporales; Peronosporaceae
Source: the annotation of a GenBank genome assembly
AUGCCGAACCCCCGUGUGUUCUUCGACAUGACCGUUGGCGGCGCGCCCGUCGGCCGCAUCACGUUCGAGCUGUUCGCCGACAAGGUGCCCAAGACGGCCGAGAACUUCCGGGCGCUGUGCACGGGCGAGAAGGGCGUGGGCCGCUCGGGCAAGCCGCUGCACUACAAGGGCAGCGCGUUCCACCGCGUGAUCCCCAACUUCAUGUGCCAGGGCGGCGACUUUACGCGUGGCAACGGCACGGGCGGCGAGUCGAUCUACGGCGAGAAGUUCCCGGACGAGAACUUUCUGCUCAAGCACAAGGGCGAAGGGAUCUUGUCCAUGGCUAAUGCUGGCCCCGACACGAAUGGCUCGCAGUUCUUUGUGUGUACCGUGGAGACGUCGUGGCUGGACGGCAAGCACGUGGUCUUUGGCCGCGUCGUGGAGGGCAUGGACGUGGUCAAGAACAUUGAAGCAGUCGGCACGCAGGCGGGACAGACCACGAAGCCUGUGGUCGUGGCCAACUGUGGCGAGCUGUAA